AUGAUUCUCACCUGGCUGCUGCUGGCUGUGCUGGCCGCUCUCACGGCGGCAUCAAAGUCCCUCCCCGCGACCUCGAGCCCCUCCUCUGCGCCCUGGUCGUCCUCCCCAAUCUCGGGAAUGGACUCGACUUCCUGCCGUGCCCUCACAAUCACUGAGACCGUCACUUCCACCAUCUGGCCAACGAUCAUCACUCUGCCACCAUGGUACUACAACACGACGACCAGCACCGCCAGCACGCCAGCACGGUCAUCAAUUGGGCCCACGACCUUCACCAUACCGCUGCACAACACCAGCAAGGCGUCCACCAGCACCAUACCAGACUUGUCCUGGAGCGUGAUCGUGCCUACACUCUCCCUCAUCACCACGACAGACUCCCACGACUACCCACCGGCCUCAGCAAAUGUCACCUACCCGUGGUCUGCAACCGGCUACAUUCCACCCAUCCCAUCAGUCAACCACACCAUCACCGUGUACCCGGCAAGCUCUGGUGUACCCAUAUCGUCUGCCAACAACAGCUACACCUGGAUUCCAGCAACCUUCACAACACCGCGGUCGUUCCCCAACGACACCUUCACUUGGAUCCCGGCAACCUCGACUGCACCCAAUCCCUCCACCAGCCAUACCUCCACGUCGCUCCCAACGAGCUUCACGGCAACCACUUCGUCUCCGAGCGUCAUCACCACUUGGAUUCCAGGAGAGCGGAGUCCCACGAUCAUCAUACUGACGACAAUCUCUUCGUCUGACAGCAUCAUCACCACCUGGAUCCGCACAACUCUUACCGGUACGUUCUCGAACCCGAAAUGGUCGCCAACGAGUACACCUACUCUAUCGACACCUACUCUCUCGACAACUGGCUCGAAGAAGGAGGGUUGA
Zasmidium cellare ATCC 36951 is the source of this 873-nucleotide messenger RNA. RefSeq lists its product as uncharacterized. The coding region runs from base 1 to 873 and encodes 290 amino acids. The record is from RefSeq and is a predicted model, not a curated record. The transcript has 2 exons. NCBI's taxonomy places the organism in Eukaryota, Fungi, Ascomycota, Dothideomycetes, Mycosphaerellales, Mycosphaerellaceae.